AUGGCAGCAGCUGCAAACACGUCGCGGCGCGCAGCAGACUGCAGAACGACGGACGUGGCUGGCAUUUUGCAACGUAUCACUGGUCGCAGGAGGGCUCGUAGCGCACGGCUGGCGGUUGCUAUUUUGGGAACACGGCGCUUAGUCCCCCAUCUUCACCACCAUUCGACGCCGCCCCGACCGACCACGCACAACUCUCCACGAACCCCUUCCCUUGCCCUUCCCCCAGGCGGUAGCGGCUCUGCGACUGACCGGCUUUCCCUCGCCCGCUCCGAGUCGGUCUCGCUCUACACAGCACCAAUUCCCUCGCCCGAGAGAGAGUGUGUCGCGAACUCGAUCGCUGCGCAACGACUCCUCGAACGCCCUCUCCCGCUGCAUUCUUCCUUCGCGCGCCCACGGCCUCCGCCUGCAGCUGCGCGCCCAUUCGACUGUUCUCUCCGCGCCGCACUCCAGGCACAGGCGCAUCGCCGGCCUAGUCGCUCUCUCAGGCGCUUAUUUGAGGAUCUGGUAUUCUCGCUUCCCUCGACCAACAGCGCCAGCCCGCCUCUGCUGUUGGCGAUUCGGUGCGUUCUGCUGCUCUUCCUGCUCCUCCCCUCGCCCCUCCGUCUCCCUACCCGCCCAGUGUUUGGCUGCGCCAGCACGUCUGUUUGA
Molecule: messenger RNA, 648 nt
Organism: Dothidotthia symphoricarpi CBS 119687
Lineage: Eukaryota; Fungi; Ascomycota; Dothideomycetes; Pleosporales; Dothidotthiaceae
Exons: 2
Coding region: 1-648 (215 amino acids)
Source: RefSeq, a predicted model, not a curated record